UCCUCAUCAAGAGGGGAGGCAGGCAUCGGCACUGCUCCCUGAGAAGUAACAGAUGAAUGGGCAGCUUGUUGACUUCUCUAGGAUUUGGGUAUGAGAUGCCAGUUGUUUUGGAAGGAGAACCUGUUUGGUGGGUCUGAUUUGAAUCUUGAUAAAGGGAGCAGAACACCAGCAUGUAGAAAUGAGCAGACUCCAUGAAUGGAUUAAAGCUUCAGAUACUGUCUGCUCUCACUCGGGACUUUAUCGACACUUCUCACCUGCAAUAUGGAGCCUCUGUUUGGGGUUUUGCUGGGUUUGAUUCUGGCGGUAGCUUCAGCAGCAGAGAGCAACUGUACCUGUGCGACCAACAAGUGGACGGUAUGUGCCCAGGACGCAUCUGGGAACUGCACCUGCAUGCUGGUAGGUUCAAAUCACAAGGUAGACUGUUCAACACUGACUUCAAAAUGCUUGCUGAUGAAGGCAGAAAUGAUCCCCCUGAAGGAGAAGCGCUUCCGGGGCCGUCCCCGUGGGCUGUUAGAUAAUGAUGGCAUUUACAAUCCAGACUGCGAGGACAGUGGUAUCUUCAAAGCCAGGCAGUGCAAUCAAACUGAUACUUGCUGGUGUGUGAACACUGCUGGAGUAAGAAGAACUGAGAAGGGUGGCAAAAGCCUGAGUUGUAGUGAACUGGUUAGAACAAGCUGGAUCUACAUUGAACUGAAGCACAAAAAAAGGUCCAGUGCCUUCGAUGUUCCCGAGGUAGCAAACGCCCUGAAACAUCUGUUUGAGAGCCGAUACAAACUGCACCCCAAGUACAUCGCAGCCAUUAAGUAUGAUUCCCCACUUAUCCAAAUUGGCCUGAACCAGAAUGACUCUAAGAAAUCUAGGUGUGACGUAGAUAUAGCUGAUGUAGCCUAUUACUUUGAAAAAGAUAUAAAAGAUGACUCUGUAUUUCAUUCCAACAGUACGUUAACUGUCUCUGUCAAUGGAGAUGCUCUGGAUAUUGAAAAACUAUGGAUUUACUAUGUUGAUGAAAAGCCACCGGAGUUUUGCAUGAGACAACUGGUUUCUGGCAUUAGUGCUGUGGUGACAGUGGUGAUACUGACCGCUGGCUUUGGCAUCACUGUGCUGGUUGUUCUGAAGUGGCUGCGGACAAGAAAAUAUGAGACAGUUGAGAGUAAAGAAAUGGGUGAAAUAAAAGCACUAAGCUUACAGCUGCCCUGAUCUGAAAAAAGGCAGGCAAGAACAGGAAGAAAAGAAGAAAAAAAAAAAAAGGCACAAAAUACAAAUAGGAAACAGACUCGGUGUAUGUGGAUGGAUCUGGAGAGUUGUUUUCCUUUUUACAGGAAUUUGUACAGUGAUAAUUCUAAAUUAUUCUAGUUUAGUAAGAAUGAAUUUUUUGGUUUUGGGUAUAAACUAAUUUGGGAAUCAAGUUACCUAAAUAUUUUAAAUGUGUCCCAAUUUAGAGGCUAAGAAAAUUGUUACAGUUUUCUAUUUAGCAUAAUGUAGAAUGCUUUCACUAGUACUGCAGGCCUGGUUCAGCUUGCUUAAAUACUCUUUGAGUGGUUCUUGGUAUAUCUACUUACCAAAAUUCAAAUACUUGCCUUGGCAUGAUUGGGUUAUAUAGCUGCUUUUCUGUUGGUAAAGACUUUUUUUAAAAUGUGGGGGUUUUUUAAAGUUGCUAGAACUUUUUUUUAAUCAACAAAUAAUUUCAUAAAUACUACUAAAUAACCAAAUAAGGUUUUGAUAAGAUAUUCUACAGCUCCAGAGGCUUUUAUACAGAGUCAUUUGUUAGGAAACAUUCCUGUGGUCACUUCCAGGUGCGGAGUUUCCGAGUUUGUAUUCAGGCAGCACAGUGAGCUAUUCCCACGUGUGCUCUUUAACAAGGGUCUGACACUCCUAGUCAGCAAAGAUCCCUUGAUCCCAAUGCAAGUGUAAGUUAACCUUGGUGUUCCACCCAAAUUCAAACUCUGGUAAUAGCUUUCUGUCUACCUAAAUUCCCCUUGCAAUUUUAAUGGGAGGAGAUAUUUUUCAGUGUUGUACAGCUUCACAGGAAUACUAGACAAUGCUUAAGGACAAGCUGAAAAAGAGCUUUAUUCUAGCAGAGCUGCAGGGGGAAUUUAAGAGCAGAGUGUAAUUACUGAAGUUGGAAUUUGGCCAAGACACUAGAACUGGACUUCUUUGCUACCUACUCAUCUGCUGUGUUACUUGUCUGAGAGGUCAUAUCCACCAUGAAGGACAUUUUAAAGAAAAUAAUGCUAGUUGUUAAAUGUUGAAAUAUUGGCAGUUAUAUUCUCUGUACUGCAUAUGGAUGUCUGAAGCCCCAUCAGUCUAAUCUGCUUUGUUCACAAUGAGACUGCUACACCUAGGCACUGCAGCAGGGUCACCUCUUUUAUUCUGUUAAUUAGUUUCAACAUUACUAGUUUGUAAUUGUAAUAACAGUCAGUAAUGUGCUGCUUCUAGGGCAAACUAUUAAAUAUGCAUCUCUGAUGUGUAUUUCACUCUGAAAAAAGUGAAGAUGCUUUGAUUCUGUUUCUGCCUUUGUUUAUAUAGAAGAGACUUGCUGUUUGGGGGGUGGAGGUGUGUGUUUGUUUAGUAAUUUUUGGCUCAACAUACACCAUUUCCAUUUAACCUCAUUCUUGUUCACUUACGUGCUGGAAGUAUUUUGACUUUGGAUACAUAGAAUGGGGCAGAUGCAUCAUGUUUCCCCAAAAUAAGAUUUUUAUGCAAUUGCAUCAGUGGUAUUAAUACAUUCAAAAAAUUUUGGAGCAGGGUCUAUAAUUUAAUUGUGUGCCUUACAGCAACAGGUCCAAGCUGGUUGUUUUUCAGUCAAGUAUGUACAUUAGUACUGAUAGAAGAUGAAGUGAGAAUUUAAUAUCUAGGCUGAAUUUUCUCAAGUCAUAGGAAAAUUCAGAACUUAUCCUAACUCCACACAAUUUUGCAACUACGUUUCUAUAAAAUGGAUUAAAUUAAAAAUCUGGAGCUGAGUAGCCCUCAGUGCUGAGGAAAUGUAGAAUGACAAUAAAAAUUUUCCAAGUACAUUGCUUAACCACUUUCUUAACUUAUGCAGAGCUGAUAAAAGCUAUGUGUUUGAGAGGUUUGUGCUGUCCUUCCAAAAGAGAAGAUCCUGAGAUGUGCAGUCUUUUCUGGGGAUCUACUGUGGCUUUCAACAUUCUUUUAAAAUCACUGCAUUUUUCUCAUUUCUGUCAUAUGAAAAAAAAUAUUUUCAAGGUAAAUGAUGAGCUUUUAUAUUAAAAUAGAAUAUUAACAUGUAGGCAUAAUUUUGAUUAGGAGAGGCAAAAGUGACUAAUUGUUGAAAAAAUCUUAACAGGUAACAGUUUCAGCAUCUUUGGCUCCUGCUUUUCUUUUUAGAAGCUGAGAUUGAGAAGAGAGGCUGUUGUGAUGCCUUUCAUAUUUUUAUUAAUCAUUAAAGGACUGCUGCAUGAAAAUCAUGUGUUGUGGUCAGUUCUUUUCUUGCUAGUCAUCACCACCAGCAGACUGCAUGCUGCUAGGGGACUGGAAAUGCACUAGCGUCAUUUAAUAGGAGUGGUAAGGUAUGUGUCUGCAAUUAAUCAAAAGAAGGGGAAGAUUAAUUGCAGUGCAGAGCUCAGAGAACCUCUCUUUGCACUAGAUCAUUCUACUUGAAUAAAGCUACGUAAAGCUACUGUAGGAUCUGGACUUUAAUAAA
Aquila chrysaetos chrysaetos is the source of this 3661-nucleotide messenger RNA. RefSeq names its product tumor associated calcium signal transducer 2 (gene TACSTD2). The record is from RefSeq and is a predicted model, not a curated record. Bases 262 to 1197 code for a protein of 311 amino acids. NCBI's taxonomy places the organism in Eukaryota, Metazoa, Chordata, Aves, Accipitriformes, Accipitridae. The transcript has 2 exons. Gene Ontology annotation, cellular component: membrane.